AUGGAGUCAACACCAAAACCCAAAGAACAACGGCGACGUAUACCAUCUGCAGAGAGAAAGAGUAAAAAACAAGCAAAUCAUGCACAUUCAUCUUCAACAAAAAAACCUGAUAAAGUGAAAGGUAAAGAGAGGGAGAGAGAAGAUUCACAGCCAAAUCGUCCAUGUAAAGAACAUUCUUUCCUCACAGAUGUGGCAGAUGUACGAGAAAUGGAACAAGGUUUAUUACAGUUAUUAGAUAAAUUUCACUCAGGCAAACUGAGAGCAUUUGGUGGUGGUUCAACCUUCGACCAAAUGGAUCAAGUAAGAGAACAACAAGAGAGAUUAGCUAGAUUACAUUUUGAUCUUGAUAUACAACAAGACAUGCAUAGGUUAAAUUCAGAUGAAGCUAGAUCUGCAGCAAACGAAAAUCUCAAUAAAUUAAUUGGACAGGUAAUAAAAUACUUAUACUUCAAGGAUUGA
This is a messenger RNA of Patella vulgata (common limpet), 459 nucleotides long. Its product is annotated as coiled-coil domain-containing protein 28A. The transcript is spliced from 5 exons. NCBI's taxonomy places the organism in Eukaryota, Metazoa, Mollusca, Gastropoda, Patellidae. The coding region runs from base 1 to 459 and encodes 152 amino acids. The record is from RefSeq and is a predicted model, not a curated record.